AUGUUUUCACACGGCAUUCCAUCUUCAGCCAUCCCUUUUGCUGGAGCUCCAGUAAUGGCUCAGCCCUAUUUCCCUGGAAUCCAAUCAAUGGAGCAGCUGCAACCAGGCUUCUCGUCAGCUCUUCCGGGAAUACCGUUGAUCCCACCCACUCCUAUUGUUAAUCCUGCGACUCUACUAUCCUCCGUUGCUUCAUCCACAUCUCUACCUGUAUAUAAUACUGGAUUAACUACUGCCUCUAGCAUGCUUUUACCAUCUUCUUCCUCUUCCUCCUCAUCAUCACAUGUUAUACAAGCAGGUCCAGAGUUAAAAAGUGUCGAUGUUUAUUCAACUGAUCCGUCCUUGAUUUACAAGCCAGUUGAGGAUCUAAUGGGUGGUCAAGUCUCGACGACCGCUUUUAUCGGAUCUCUUUCAGAUGGUGUCUCUGAUGAUCUUAUCCAAAAGAUUCUAGAGAACCACACCGCUUUUGAUGCUCCUGCAAGAGAGCAGAUCUCUGAGCUUCUGAAAUCGAAAAAUAUUCCUUUUUUCUGGAACGAUCCAAAUGCACCGCUUAUGCCCCAGGUGGACGCUUCACCAUCCGCAAAAUCGGAUCCCAGUAAGCUAAAGUCCGCCCCGAAUGUACAGCCAUCUGAGUAUGACAUUGAAAGAGAUCUUGAAAGGGCUUUGCGCGAACUUGACCGUCUUGCAGAACAGGAACAGGAGCGAAAAGAGGCUCAAUACAAAGAGGUUUUUUAUCUUCACAUAACCCCAUUUCUUGAAGAUGAACGCCGGGAAAAACAAAAUCUGGCCUCUCUUCGGGCGGACCACGAGGCCGUAGUUAACCUACACCUCGAUUACUCUACCUUUGUGGCAAAGGACCAAUUUUUUCUGGAUCGAAAUUCUUGGCGUGCAAGCAGGGCUAGGCUGCUCUCAAAGGAACACAACCUGCUGACCGAAAAUGAUCUUUCAUUCAUCAAGUCAGAGAUGGAAAAGAUUCUUUCUCUUUCGCUUUUCGAAGAUCGUCUUUACAAAAAUACGGCAAUUUCUUUACAGGGGGGAUCCGCAGCACAGUCAUCGAAGCAUUCGCAUUUUUAUAAGGACGAGUAUGAAGAUAACGAGAGGGCCCCGUACCCGCGCCAUCGACACAAUUCUUCCAGCAAAGAACCUCGAGUCUCCAUUUUAAAGCAAAAAAUGGGCUUAAACCUUCCCGAGUGGCUUACAAUUGAUGAACUUAUCGCCUCUGGAAUGUCAUCCGAAGAUGCAACAGCAAAAUCGAAUGCCCAACAAAAGCAUCGGUUGGAAUUGCUCGCAAAGAUCCUCCCCACUGAUAGGUCAGAUGUAUUUCAUUUUGAUGUUUUUUGGCCGAUUCUUGACAAUGAAAAGAAAUUCUUUUCCACCACUCUUCCCCAAUGGCUGACCAAAAAACUUCCAGAGGUCAUUGAUUCGAAAACGGUGGAUUCUUCUCCUUUUAUUGAAGCCAUUUUGCAUUCCAUCCGGACACACAAGAACCCCUUCAAGCUAGUAAGUGAGCUUACAUUUCUCUUAGAAGGCGAUAAGAAGGAUAAAUACCACUCCGAUCGGGAUGAAAGUGAAAAAUCGUCUAUUUUUAUUCUCAAGCUCUGGAGAUUUCUCAUUUUGGAAUCCGAGAGAUUGCUUUUAUCACGAGAAUAA
Molecule: messenger RNA, 1647 nt
Organism: Mitosporidium daphniae
Lineage: Eukaryota; Fungi; Microsporidia
Product: PWI domain containing protein
Exons: 4
Coding region: 1-1647 (548 amino acids)
Source: RefSeq, a predicted model, not a curated record